Messenger RNA from Penicillium maclennaniae, 3549 nucleotides. Its product is annotated as GTPase-activating protein LRG1. Gene Ontology annotation, cellular component: cytoplasm. Gene Ontology annotation, biological process: actin cytoskeleton organization; signal transduction. The coding region runs from base 1 to 3549 and encodes 1182 amino acids. The transcript has 5 exons. NCBI's taxonomy places the organism in Eukaryota, Fungi, Ascomycota, Eurotiomycetes, Eurotiales, Aspergillaceae. The record is from RefSeq and is a predicted model, not a curated record.
AUGCCCCCCGGUGAACUCCCGGCCAGCCUGGUUGCAGGCAAGCCGACCCCAACGGUGAACACCUCGGGAUACGGAGCCGGUUACCAGAAAAACACACCUACCUCCCCCGAAGACAGCUUGAUCCCGUUCGACUCGCCCACCACGCGCACUGCAGGAAACAGCCCACUCGGCCAGGAUGACCGCACAGGUCGGGGAUUGGAACCAGAGCAACCUGGCUACAGGGAUCGCUCCAACGUCCGCGAUCGAUCGCGCCCCAAUGGUCGACCCAACAAAUCACCAAGCUCAUCACGACUCUGCCAGAAGUGUAAUGAACCGUUGACCGGUCAGUUUGUGAGAGCGCUUGGAGGCACAUUUCACCUGGAAUGCUUCAAAUGCGAGGAUUGUGGCGAGAUUGUCGCGUCCAAGUUCUUCCCAGUCGACUCCGAGGAUGGCAGCUGCCAAUUCCCACUUUGUGAAAAAGACUAUUUCCGCCGCUUGGGUCUCCUUUGCCAUGACUGUGGCGGUGCGCUCCGGGGCUCCUACAUUACAGCUUUGGAUCGCAAAUAUCAUAUUGAGCAUUUUACUUGCUCUGUAUGUCCCACAGUUUUCGGCGCCCAAGAUUCAUAUUACGAGCAUGAAGGCAAGGUCUACUGCCACUUCCACUAUUCCACGCAGUUUGCCCAGCGGUGCCACGGCUGCCAUACUGCCAUUCUCAAACAGUUCGUCGAAAUCUUCCGCAAUGGUCAGAAUCAGCAUUGGCACCCCGAGUGUUACAUGAUUCACAAAUUCUGGAAUGUCCGACUCUCUCCCGCUGGUCAAACUUGGGAACCACCGCCUGUGGAUGUUGACGCUACUCCCGAGGAGCGUGAGCAUAUCCGUCAGGAAGAAGACACAAUGGAGGAGAAGGUCUAUAAUAUCUGGAGCACUCUCUCCACAUUCGAAGAAUCCUCAGCGGCAUGCAUCUCCGACAUGCUCCUCCAUGUCAGCAACGGAGCUUACAUUGAUGGUGUCCUCGUAGCCAAGAGAUUUAUUGCCCAUGUGGAGGUUCUUUUCUCUGCGGUCGAUCAAUUGGCUGUUUUCAUUAAGUCACAAGGGGUCAAGGAUUUAUCAUACGGACGCGAAGCUAAACUUCUCUGCAAAAAAAUUGUCGCAUUCUUUGCUUUGUUGUCGAAGACUCAAGAAACUGGAGUUCAGAAGCUCGGCGUCACCCAAGAGCUGCUUUCCUUGGUUACCGGUCUUGCUCAUUAUCUCAAGCUUCUCAUUCGUAUCGGUCUUCAGGGCGCCCUCAAGCUCGAACGCGAAAAAUCAGCAUCUGAUGGUCUACAUGAUUUCCUGGCGCAUUUGUCGGAUAUCGAAGGACUGGCUCCGCCGGAAGAUGAAAACGAAUCCAUUGAUCUGACCGCUGGAGUUGAGGGUCUGGCCGAUCAGCACUCGGAUUGCUGCAUUUCUUGCAAAGAGCCCAUCGACGACGAAUGCGUUCGGUCUGGAGAUCAGCGAUGGCAUUUGAAGCCACCCCAUCUGUCUUGUUCUUCAUGUGACAAGGACUUGACCGUUACCCUGUCGGAUGCAUUGUGGUGUGCAGAUGAGAAACGUGUUUACUGCUCGUCAUGCGCUCAUCACCAAAACCUGGACUCGAGGGUCCAAGGUGAUUUCAUUGAGGUCUCGAAGUUGCAGCAAUUCGUAUUCCUUCUGAGAGUUGCUCUCGCCCGACUCUUGGCGGUUCUUCGUGCUGGAGGAACGCUCCCACAUACUUCAGAUGAUCCUAAUCUCAAAGACUACGAAAACAAGGAUAGCUUCCGGGUCCAGCCUGGUGAAUUCAGACGCUCUAAUACGCGCUCCCAAUCUCAUAGCGGCGGCAAUCGCGAAAGCAUUCAAGAAUCAUCGCUUGAACAAACUGUUGGUGAAAUGCGUCGUCUGCGUUCCAUCCGAAAUGAGCGGACUUUGUCCACGACGUAUAAGAGGGCGCGCGCGUCUCGAAUCAUCGACGGCCCUGAGGGUCGAAGUGCGACUCGCCCUGGGUCCUCAGGACACGACCGUAGCGACCCUCGUGGUCCAGGCUUUCAGAUCGUUGAAGAGAAAGAUGCCAACGGGGAAAUGGUGAAAGACUUGACGUUUGGAGCUCAAGAUGCUCUUACUCUAGACGACAUACCUCGCAUUGUCGCAGCUGAACAGGCUAAGGAACAACGACCAAAUGCCUAUCGGCAUGCCGGCACCAAGCUGGUGGACUCCCGUGAACCUAUGCUUAGGUACAGAACUGGACAUCAACGUGGUCUAUCCGGAGCAGGAUUGGAUAUGAUUAUGGAGCCCACGAGCCGUACUAAGCGAUACUUCUCUGAGCUGACAGCUUUGGAAUACUUCAUUGUUCGCCAUGUCGCUGUCCUGUCCAUGGAACCGUUGUUGGAAGGCCAAUUCACCAUGGAAGAACUGUUGUCCCUUAUUGAGUCUCGCAAACCGACCAUCUGGAACAUUUUCGGCCGUGCUUUCAAAGAAAAUAAGAAAGCGAGCAAGAAGAAGGGUGUCUUCGGUGUUUCUCUGGACUACUUAGUCGAGAAGGAAGGUACCGAGUCUAGCCACGGUGUUGGUCCUGGAGCUUUGCGCAUUCCGGCCAUUGUGGACGACGCAGUCUCUGCCAUGCGUCAAAUGGAUAUGUCCGUUGAGGGUGUCUUCCGAAAGAAUGGAAACAUCCGCCGACUCAAGGAAAUCUCCGAAUUGAUUGAUACCCGAUAUGAUCAAGUGGACAUGUCCAAGGAGGGCCCUGUACAGAUCGCGGCUCUCCUGAAGAAGUUCCUUCGUGAGAUGCCCGACCCACUCAUGACCUUCAAACUGCACCGCCUCUUCGUUGCGGCGCAAAAGCUGUCCGAUCCCGAGAAACAGAAGCGCGUCCUUCACCUCACCUGCUGCCUCCUACCCAAAGCCCAUCGCGAUACGAUGGAGGUUCUCUUCACCUUCCUUAAUUGGACAUCAUCCUUCUCGCAUGUGGAUGAGGAAUCUGGAAGCAAGAUGGACAUUCACAAUCUCGCGACUGUCAUGACACCGAACAUUCUCUAUCCUAAUACCAAAAACAGUACAGUGGAUGAAAGCUUCCUGGCUAUUGAGGCAGUGAACGCACUCAUUACGUACAACGACACAAUGUGCGAGAUACCGGAGGAUCUGCAAUCCGUCCUGAGCGAUCCGACUCUUUUCAAGGAAAAUACCGAAGUGACAACGAAAGAAAUCUUGAAACGGUACGGCGAUAUUGCUCGGGGAAGCUUCAGACCCGAGAAUGGUGGGGAGACUUUCACCAUUACUCCAUCCAAUCGCAACAACCAAAACACCCCGACCUCGGCAAGGAUCGAGACGGACCCUUCUCAGGAUGCUGCCUGGCAGAUGCAAAGCUCGGUUCGUCAUGUUGCUGGAAAUAGUGCCCACGCUCACUCCGCCAGCGACUUUGGGCCGCCUCAACCGUCUUACCGUCGUGAGCGCAGUACCAGCAAUGGCAGUCAACCAAAUGCGUCCGAUAACCAAGGCCAAAACCAAAAUCUUCCUUACCGACCUCGUCCAAAUGCCGGUGCCAUGGGCGUCACUGGGUAG